This is a messenger RNA of Colletotrichum higginsianum IMI 349063, 1398 nucleotides long. Its product is annotated as xaa-Pro aminopeptidase family enzyme. The transcript is spliced from 3 exons. The record is from RefSeq and is a predicted model, not a curated record. Bases 1 to 1398 code for a protein of 465 amino acids. NCBI's taxonomy places the organism in Eukaryota, Fungi, Ascomycota, Sordariomycetes, Glomerellales, Glomerellaceae.
AUGCAUUGGCUCACCACAUUCGUCCCGGCCGUCACCGCCCUCCUCUGGGAGCCGGUCCUCGGCGACCCGACGCCAAAAUACAACCCUCUCCCGCCCCCCCGCGAGCAAGCCCGCAUCCAAAAUGCGUGGACCGAGGAGCGUAAGGCGGGCAUCCCUGCCCUUCUCAAGAAGCACGGCGUCGAAGCCUGGGUGAUAAGCCAGCGCGAAUACGCCGAAGAGACCGUCUUCUGGUCCCUGAAGCCGGCAUCCACCUUCUCCGCCCGUCGCCGCACGACGUGCCUCUUCCUCGCCGAGCCCCUCGCCGCCCUCUCGUCUUCCACCAGUUCCCCUCCCGAGGGUUCCUUCGCAUCCACGCAGCAGCCGGGCUGCGUCGUGGGCUGGACCAGCGACGUCUGGGCCACCCUCAAGUCGCAGCUCGAGGCAGCGAACCCCGCCACCGUCGCCGUCGACGCGCACCCGGAGAUCGCCUUCGCCAGCGGCCUGCACGCGGGCGAGUACCGCGCCAUGGCGGCCGGCCUGGGCGGCGAGUGGACGUCGCGCAUGGUCGUCAAGCCCGAGAUCGCCGUCGAGUUCAUCGCGACCCAGCCGCGGUCGAGGCUGCCGCGGUACCGCAAGAUCAUGGAGACGGCGUGGGCCAUGAUCGCGCGCGGCUUCAGCGCGCGCGCCGUCGUCCCCGGCCGGACGACGACGGCGGACCUGGAGUGGUGGUUUCGGGAGGAGAUGCUGGCGCACAACUUCUCGACCUGGUUCCACCCGAGCGUAAGCGUCGUCGACGAGGCGCUGCCGUGGGCUGCGGAGAUGGGGACGGAGGUGGAGGCGGGCGCGCACGAGGGCGCCGGGGGCAGGGUCAUUCAGUACGGCGACAUGCUGCAUGUCGACUUUGGGCUGACUGCGAUGGGAUUGAACACUGACACCCAGCACCUGGGCUAUGUCCUGCGUCCAGGCGAAAAGGACGUCCCCCAGGGCCUGAAAGAUGGCUUGAAGAAGGGAAACAGGCUGCAGGAUAUUGUAAGGCGCAACAUCGCCGUGGGCAGGACCGGAAACGAGAUGCUCAAGGCCUCGCUGGGGGAAAUGCAUGCCGAGGGUAUCCAGGGGCGCGUCUACACGCAUCCGAUUGGGGACUGGGGGCACUCCGCCGGACCUUUGAUCGGAAUGACAAACAUGCAAGACUACGUCUCGGCCUCUGGCGAGCUCGCCGCUGUCCGCAACAUGUGGUUCAGCGUUGAGCUGCUCGUGGAGCACUACGUCCCUGAGAGAAACCAGACAUUGUGGUUCGCCUUGGAGGAGGACGUGUACUGGGCCGGCGAGGAGAAGGGAUGGCAGUGGGUGUACGGGCGACAGGAGGAGUUCCGACUGAUCAAGACGGCAGAGACGCAAGGGACCAUGGAAGAAUUGUAG